This is a messenger RNA of Urocitellus parryii (Arctic ground squirrel), 1875 nucleotides long. It is a transcript of the gene Ptafr, whose product is annotated as platelet activating factor receptor. Gene Ontology annotation, biological process: G protein-coupled receptor signaling pathway; chemotaxis. Gene Ontology annotation, molecular function: G protein-coupled purinergic nucleotide receptor activity; platelet activating factor receptor activity. The record is from RefSeq and is a predicted model, not a curated record. Gene Ontology annotation, cellular component: membrane. NCBI's taxonomy places the organism in Eukaryota, Metazoa, Chordata, Mammalia, Rodentia, Sciuridae.
CAUAGAGGCUGGAACUAGGGCCCAGACCCAGAGAGACAGGCUCCUCGGCUUAAMGACUGGCCCUGUGACAGGCACACCCGGGACCCUAUGAUCAGCUGACCCUUUCAGCCUACAGCAAUGGAGCCAAAUGGCUCCUCCCGUGUGGAUUCCGAGUUUCGAUACAUUCUCUUCCCAAUUAUUUACAGCAUCAUCUUUGUGGUGGGGGUCAUUGCCAAUGGCUAUGUGCUAUGGGUCUUUGCCCACUUAUAUCCUUCCAAGAAACUAAAUGAGAUAAAGAUCUUCAUGUUAAACCUCACUGUGGCUGACCUGCUCUUCCUGAUCACCCUGCCACUGUGGAUCAUCUAUUACUACAACCAGGGCAACUGGAUUCUACCCAAAUUUCUGUGCAAUGUGGCUGGCUGCCUCUUCUUCAUCAACACCUACUGCUCCGUGGCCUUCCUUGGAGUCAUCACUUAUAACCGCUUCCAGGCAGUCACACGGCCCAUCAGGACUGCUCAGGCCACCACCCGCAAACGUGGCAUCUAUUUGUCCCUGGUUAUUUGGGUGUUCAUUGUGGCCGCUGCAUCCUACUUCCUUAUCUUGGACUCCACCAACAUAGUGACGCAUAAGGCCGGCUCGGGCAACAUCACCCGUUGCUUUGAGCAUUACGAGAAGGGCAGCGUGCCUGUCCUUGUCAUCCACAUCUUCAUCGUGUUCAGCUUCUUCCUGGUCUUCCUCAUUAUCCUCUUCUGCAACCUGGUCAUUAUCCGCACGCUCCUCCUGCAGCCGGUGCAGCAGAAGCACAAUGCACAAGUGAAGCGCCGGGCGCUGUGGAUGGUCUGCGCGGUCUUGGCGGUGUUCGUCAUCUGCUUCGUGCCCCACCACGUGGUGCAGCUGCCCUGGACCCUGGCUGAGUUGGGCUACCAGGACAACUUCCACCAGGCUAUUAAUGAUGCACAUCAGGUCACCCUCUGCCUCCUUAGCACCAACUGUGUCUUAGACCCUGUCAUCUACUUCUUCCUCACCAAGAAGUUCCGCAAACACCUCACUGAAAAGUUUUACAAUAUCCGCAGCAGCCGGAAAUGCUCCCGGGUCACCACUGACACAGGCACCGAUGUGGUCAUGCCAAUCAACCAGAUCCCUGUGGAUUCUCUCAAAAAUUAGUCCUUGCUUGUUGGGGUCAGGCCCCAAAUCUUCUCUUUCAUCCAUAUCCUGGAUUGAGCUGGAGGAAGAAGGGAUAUUUGCUGUGGUCACCUACUCCCUGGCAGUGGUAACUUAUUAAGUUUGGAGGCAACCUCACUCAAGCAGGGAUGAGAGCAGCAAGGGACUGCUGGAAAAGCCAGAGCUAGAAUGAGCCCCUCAUAUGCUUUUGGGCACAUACUAUGCUAACUUUGGCUGAUGAACUUAUCCUGAGCCCCUAAGUCUGAUGGGUCUAGGAGCCAGGUUCUGACUUUGGAGGUAGAGUCAGAGCUACCCAGUACCCCCCCCAGGGGUUCGGUACUCCCCCCUAAAGCUCUGGGCAGUGACUCCCAAGUGCUAAAGRCGAAAACAGGUAUUUGGGAAAGAGAUUUGCUGUGUGGAAGAAUCUUUGGGGCAGAGUUUGAUGUAGGAUGGUGCCUCCUCUUUCCACCCACAGGUACAAGGCCUUUGUGACAUUUCUCAGGGGCGGUGGCUCCGUGGAAUCUUCUGAUUCACACAGCAGCCUGUCCCAAUGGCAACCAGAGAAGAUAAAACAUGAACAAUGAAAAACUAGAAUGGGAGCCUGUUUCCUGAGGCAUAUGUAUCUCUCUGCAAAGGCCUCACCUCGGGCCUCACUCAGCUCUGAGUGAGGGGGAGAAAGAUGGCCACCCCAGCCAUCUUUCUGUCUUAGCAGCUCCUAGGCCUGACCAUGAGUUC